AUGACAUCAAUAGAAAAAUAGCCAUAUUAUUAAGAUCCAAGUUUUUAAUUCUUUGUUAAGAAAGGUUUAAUAAAAUAGAACAAGAAAGGAUAAGUUUUUCCAAUUUUCACAUAUCGUGUUAAUAGUUAACCAUCUCAAUCAAAAUAUAUUGAACUUAGAGUAUUUCCUUCCAAAAUAGUAAAGAGAUCAAAUAUCUAACAAAAUAGUCCAUCUCCUUUUGUCAUUACAAAUAUACCAAAAAAAAAUACACUUUAUCAAACAUAUAUAGACAAUAUAAUAUAGAAAAAAACUAAGGAUAAAUCAGAAAGUCGUAAGAGAUACUCUAAUUCUAUUGAUGAGAUAAAGGGGAAACAAAUUGAAACUGUUAAAGAUUGUUUCCUUCCAAAACUUCAUUGUCUUAAUAAUAAACCAUAAAGGUUAUAGUAUCGUCAUUCAUUGCCAAAAUAAGAUAUCUAUACAGAACCUAAUUUUGAGCCAAAUCCUUCAGAUAGAUUGUAACCAUGGGAUUCAAGUUAAAAGUCAUUUACUCUCUAAUGA
Paramecium pentaurelia is the source of this 537-nucleotide messenger RNA. Lineage: Eukaryota; Ciliophora; Oligohymenophorea; Peniculida; Parameciidae. The record is from the annotation of a GenBank genome assembly.